AUGGAGGCGCCCGAAUUCGACGCUGUCAAUGGCUCACUGAAGAAACGGUCAAGUGGUGGAAGCAAUACAGGUAUUCUCUACGGACUGCGUCGUGCCUUUUUCAACCUCCUUAGACCCCCACAGCCAGCUCUAUCACCGUCAAAGGUCGUUCAUCAACGAAAGAACAUGACUCUCCCAAGAAUGCCCCAGGCGGAUGUCGAUGCAGAUGCUCAGAUUCUUGUCACCGAACGUCUUCUUUCACCAGUUUCAAACACAAGUCUUCGUCAAUUUCACAUCUGCUCGGCUUAUACGCAAACCCCGGAAUCUGUUCGAACUGAGUUUAUCGAGCUCGACAGGUUAUCGGGCGGCGGUGGCGGCGAAGUGCUGCCACAUGACGCGACGACCCAGGGCAAUGGUCAUGCCUUUUGUGCUAUACCCCUGGAGUUGGACACUUUCUGCGACCACUGCAAUCAGCCCAUUUGGGGUCUUGGCUGGGGACCAGUAUGUCAACGCUGUGCAGACUGUCACAUGACCUGUCACUGGUUAUGCAAAGACAAGGUCAGCAUACCAUGCGAGUCUAGCCCACCACCAGCCCGCACUGCCCUCGGCGACAGCAGUGGAGAUAGUGAAGGAGAAAAUGUCACCCAUUCUCGCAAGGCGACCCCGCCGACACCUCAUCAGAACAUUUUACGAUCCGCUACCCAGAAUGGUGCGUCACGUGCACUUUCCUUGAGUGUUGAUUCGAGCGAAGAGGACCAAAGGCUAGUCGAUGAUGACCGUCAACGCUGGCCUACCGUAGACGUGUCCGCUGCUGCCGACGGACCGCUCACUCAAGCCCUUCCAUUGGCUAAGGGUGAUGGUAGACGACUCCAAGACCCUAACGACUCGGUCACUCCUUCCUCUCGCACUAUGCGACCGGCCUCCCAGUUCAGUCUGUUUGCUUCAUCAUUUACUGACAGAAGUUUGGAUCUAGGUCAAGUCUCCGAGGAACCAUCUCCGCCACCCCAAGGUGCUGUUGAAGAUUCCGGCAACUUCAGGACAGCCCGACACCAAUCAAUGCUGCAACCAAGACGUCGGCACCGCACCCGCCAACUGUCCGAGGUAUCGAAUCGCCGCCACACCACCAAUGGCUUAUCCCUGAACUCCACCACCGCAGUUUACGACAUAAGCAGUCUGGAUCAGCGCGACAUCAUUCAACGUGGCAUCUCGGUGUGGCACUUGAGUCCCACGGCGACAAAGCAGAAGCCGCCUACCGUCGAGCCCAUCGUCAUGAGCACGAGGAUGCAGGCCACACAGACAGCGGCGGCAACUGGAUGCCAGACUGGCUGUGAGGAGAUCACCUACGCUAAAGUCACAAUCGGACCUCUGAAAGCCGCGCUGCCAUGGAAGCCUAUGGAGCUUGCAAGGCGACUCGACAUCUUCAAUGGCAAUGAAUUCGGACUCACUGCUAAGAUGAUUCCCUCAUUGCCCCCCGGUGACUGCGAGGGUCAGGUGCGCGUGCAUAUCAACCUCAUCCGUCCCAUCCGCAUGCUUCUCACUUCCCGGCCGCCUUCCAUCUUCGAUAUUGUCAACAAUGACGCUGACCUCGGCUCCUCUAGCGACGAGGAAAAGGAGGACGUUUGUGUGCCCUCAGAGAUACCCCCUCCAGGUCCUGUCAGACUCCGAAAUAAGGUCCCUCCACAAGUCUCCUCCUUCCGGCUUCCGCGUGGUAGCUCAAAGCUGCUGCAUGUCCGAUUGUCAACGACAGCCAGCCAGGUGAUAAGCAACCUUCUAGCUCGUUUUAAUAUCGACGACAAUCCACAGAAAUUCGCACUUUAUGAGCACACCAUCAUUGGAGAACAUGAGGUAUCGGUACGAAAGCUAUUUGACGACGAAUCACCAUUGGGCCUUUUGCUGCGUUGGACUUUGGACCAGUCGGCUGACUCCGGAGGGGAGGCAGCCUUGGAGUUGCAUCGCGAUCACUUCAACCGUGUGCUCGCCAUCAAGCGAAUCGUGCUUCAAGAAAACGAGACCGGCGACAUUGAGUGGACAUGUUUCUCCGAGGCUGAACUGCGCACGUUCCUAGGCAUCCUAAAUCGCGAGGAGGCUGACUACCGCCGACGGAUAGAGAUGAAAUACCAAAUUCGCAAGCGUGAGAUCCUUAGGCUGAUGAAUCUGCGAUCCAUGUGCCACCGGCGGGCCAAUGGCAACGCACAAUCGGGUACUUGCGUAUCCAAAAAUGGUACCUUAACGAAAGCCUUUCCAGGUGUCGAGCCGAGUUCGCAUAACUCGGUAAUUGGUGACGAUGUUCGCGUGAGCAGUGAUGGCGACGGAAGCCCUGGUGUAGCGACAAAUUCCACCACCACCUCCACCCCCGACCUCUCUGCUCCAGCUUCCGUGGAAGUAAGGCCUGCACUGAGUUCAAGUCAAACCGAACUGGUAGCAAAAGCUCAUCGGUCGAAAAAACGAAGGCUGAAGUCAAAGAAGAAAUUGAAGAAAUCUGGGCUAAUGUCUGCAACUGCUGGUGAUAAGGAGAUUACCUCAAAGUCCCCGAAGGCCAAAUCACCCAGGUGGCUCAAGAAAAAGAAAUAA
This is a messenger RNA of Mesocestoides corti, 2550 nucleotides long. Lineage: Eukaryota; Metazoa; Platyhelminthes; Cestoda; Cyclophyllidea; Mesocestoididae. The record is from the annotation of a GenBank genome assembly.